AUGGAAGCUGAAGAGUCUGACGAGCUUGACGAUGGCAGAGACAGCGGAGAAGACUUUAGCGUCAGGAGGAUACUUGUGGGACCUGGAAACAUGGAGCAGCCUCAGCGGGUUGGCGGCUGGGAGGAGGCCAUUCAAGACAGAUUGAAGCAACUUGUGGCAUUCUUUGAAGAGUUCGAAUACCUGGUAAAGGGACAUGUCACGGACUUCUACGUCAAAGACAUGUGGAGUUCGAUCCCUUCGGACUGGCGCGAGACUUUCGAGAAGCUCUCUGAGAGCGAUUGCAUCGAGAUGAUCGAAAGGAUGAGCAACCCAAGGGAGGUGGUUCAGCUGCUGCAAGUCAAAGGGCUCAAAUCCUGCUCCUCGUUGUUGAGGUUCUUGGGCCAGAUCUCGCUGCUGGCCCUUGACAGGAAGACCAAGAUUCGUCCAUCCUGCGGGGACAGGAUGAGGUGCGGGGAGGGCCUUGCAAGGGGCAUGUCACCCAAGAAGAUGCACGAGGUCUACACAGAGGGGCUGCAUACUGGAUGCUGUCGGCUGAUGCUGUUGAGGAAGGGGUACCUGUGCCGGGCGCUCUCGUUCAAAGGGUCGAUCGAUGUGAUCGGGAUCGAACAAGAUCCCAACAACAUACAGGAAGCGAAGAGGCUGGAUGCCCAGGUAAGGAAGGAGUUGGAGUUCAACUUGCGGCGACAGGACAAGGGUGAGGACGCAGCGUCAGCCCAACUUGCAUCUGCAAACAUAAAGUACCUGCAGCACCAGAUAAAAUGGAGGGAGGGAGGAGUCGUUUCAGCCCUCGCUGGAAACUUGCGGCACCGUGCUAGCAAGGAGGAGGACGUGGAGGAGCUGAACGAGACGAGCAGCAUGCCAGCGGGCAAGCACAGGGCAAUAGAGGAGCAGGAGCAGGAGCAGGAGCAGGAGGAUGGCGGGGGGAUCAGGAGCAGCAUCGACAACUUUGGUCUGAUCUGCCUGCAUGCUUGUGGCGACCUGGUGCCGAACAUGCUCGAGUACUUCGUUAAGACGAAAGGAUGCUGUCAUCUCUUCGCCGUCAGCUGCUGCUACAUGAAGGUUCGCUGCAACGGCGCAAGGAGGAAAGAGGACGAGGACGAGGACGCCGGGCAGGAGGGAGAAAGUUUCAUCAAGAUGAGGAUGGAUUCCAAUUCAGAGAACAGGUAG
Guillardia theta CCMP2712 is the source of this 1167-nucleotide messenger RNA. RefSeq lists its product as hypothetical. Lineage: Eukaryota; Cryptophyceae; Pyrenomonadales; Geminigeraceae. The record is from RefSeq and is a predicted model, not a curated record. Bases 1 to 1167 code for a protein of 388 amino acids. The transcript is spliced from 12 exons.